GACAUGGCUGGCGUGGACUGCCCAAGCUUCAAAUUCAAACAUUCACACGAGUAUGAGUACGGAUGACCUAAGGUCAGUUUUUCACGUAGACCACAUAGACGACGUGCCUUCGUAUCAAAUUGUGCCUUUAGAAGAAAUUCGAAGAAAUAAAAGAGAGACGGCCUCAUCUUCAGAUGAAGAUGCAGGUGGUACAAGAAAAAUGAGAUUAGAAGCUUUCGGGAACAGGAUAGAUUUGGUCCUCAAACCCAAUAAGGGUUUGAUAAGAGGUGAUAAGAUUCGGAUGUGGAACGCGGUGGCCGAUGCUAAUAGUACUGAUGGGAUGCAGUAUGAAGAAAUUGUUGAGAAUGAUAGUGAGCCUCUAGGUGAAAUAUAUCAAGAUGAAGAUAAUAUGGCAGCUUUCUUAAUACGAAAAGACACCGAAAACGGUGGAAUCAUAGUGGAGGGCAGUGUUGGCGAAGAUUUGAUAAUAAGACCUCUACCACCAGCUUACAGAAAUUCCUCAUUGGAUCAACACGUGGUCAUCAAAAGAGAUGCUAAUGAAAGGAUAGCAGCUGGAGAUUAUGAAUACAUGGAGCCAGACCGAUUGCACAAACGAUAUACAAGAGCAAUAAAAACUAAAAGAUCAGCACCAUAUAUUAUAUAUCCAGAAAUUUUGGUUAUAGUCGACUAUGAUGGAUAUAGAUUACAUGGAGGUGACAAUCUACAGGUGAAAAGGUACUUCGUAUCAUUUUGGAAUGGAGUUGAUUUGAGGUACAGAUUAUUGAAAGGACCACGUGUACGAAUAAGCAUUGCUGGAAUUAUUAUAUCAAGAGGUCGAGAUGCAACCCCAUAUUUGGAAAGAAACCGGGUUGGACGCGAUGCGAUAGAUUCGGCGGCCGCGCUUACUGAUAUGGGUAAAUAUUUAUUCAGAGAAAGAAGACUGCCAGUGUAUGAUAUUGCUGUAGCAAUCACAAAGCUCGAUAUGUGCAGACGACAAUACGCAAAUGAUGCUUGCAAUAGAGGCACCGCAGGAUUUGCGUACGUGGGCGGAGCAUGUGUGGUCAAUAAGAGACUCGAAAAGGUCAAUUCUGUCGCCAUCAUCGAAGACACUGGCGGUUUCAGUGGAAUUAUUGUCGCCGCUCAUGAAGUUGGACAUUUAUUGGGAGCCGUGCACGACGGCUCUCCGCCGCCAAGUUAUCUGGGAGGUCCAGGCGCCGAGAAAUGCCGAUGGGAAGACGGUUACAUAAUGUCCGACUUGCGUCACACGGAACGAGGUUUCCGAUGGUCGCCUUGCAGCGUCCAAAGUUUCCAUCAUUUCCUCAAUGGGGAUACUGCUUCAUGUCUACACAACCCGCCACAUGAAGACGAAGCUUUGGCCCGAGCUUUGCCGGGAACUUUGCUGAGUUUGGACGCGCAAUGUAGACGUGAUAGGGGCACUAGUGCGUGCUUCAAGGAUGAGAGGGUGUGCUCCCAAUUAUUCUGCUUCGAUGCAGCGAGUGGGUACUGCGUGGCCUAUAGGCCUGCUGCAGAAGGGUCACCAUGUGGAGAUGGACAGCACUGUCUGGAUGGUCGCUGUGUAGCAGAACACGAAAAUAUAAUUCCUGAUUAUUCUCAGCACACACCAAGUUAUAUAAGACCACAGACGAGUCAGUUUAGGUACACUACAGAAGCUUAUCAACCACAAAACACGAACCCGCCACAAACAACAAGGAAUUAUGCGUCCUAUUAUACAAGCACCGAAAGACCAACCACACAAAAUCCUUAUGCCUACUUCCAAAAUCAAUACAGUCCCACAACUACCAGACAACCACCCGUUAUCAAUUUCCAUUAUUACAGUCAGAAUCCUCACAGUUCCAGACAACCUUUUUAUCAAUACUCAACUACGAGAAAUCCAUAUGAUUUCCAUGAUUUUGGUCAGCCACAAUCUCAGAGGGCGCCGAUAGAGCAAUCUAGGAACCAAGCAUAUGAAAAUUAUUUGAAGAGAUUGUCGCAAUCAACGACGAGGAAUCCUUAUAAUUUUGACAAUUUCGGGAAAUCUUACACGAAAUCUACGCCUAGUCCUCAACAAUUGGGAGGGCAACAUGGAAAUUAUUUGAAGCGGUCUUAUGACACGCACUUCUACUGGGACCCGAGCGAAACUAAUCAAAGAAAUGCUACAAGACUUCUGAUAGAUAAAUAG
Messenger RNA from Ctenocephalides felis (cat flea), 2158 nucleotides. Its product is annotated as A disintegrin and metalloproteinase with thrombospondin motifs 4. The transcript is spliced from 13 exons. Gene Ontology annotation, molecular function: metalloendopeptidase activity. NCBI's taxonomy places the organism in Eukaryota, Metazoa, Arthropoda, Insecta, Siphonaptera, Pulicidae. Gene Ontology annotation, biological process: proteolysis. Bases 53 to 2158 code for a protein of 701 amino acids. The record is from RefSeq and is a predicted model, not a curated record.